This is a messenger RNA of Rotaria socialis, 849 nucleotides long. The record is from the annotation of a GenBank genome assembly. NCBI's taxonomy places the organism in Eukaryota, Metazoa, Rotifera, Eurotatoria, Philodinida, Philodinidae.
AUGGAAAGAGAAGUGGCCACAUUAUUUGUUCCACAGGUCCUGGAGAGAAAUCCAGAUAGGAUGAGUGUUAUAUUUAUUAUGACAGUAGAUCCAAGUAAAAUAUCAACUUCAAUCACACCAUUUGCAAUGAUUGAUGAACACAGUGCUCUCCCACAAGAACAAGAAAUAUUAUUUACAAUCCACACUGUGUUUCGUGUUGGUGAAAUUAAACAGACGGCUGAUAAUAGUCGUCUUUGGGAAGUACACUUGACUAUUACUGAUGAGAGUGAUCCACAACUGGCUGGUCUUACUGAUUGCAUCAAAGAGGAGAUCGACGGUAGAGGAUGGCAUCGAAUGGGCAAAUUAAUGUUCAAAGUGGGUCAUUUCUAUCAAGCUGAGGAACUCUACAAUGAAUUACUCGACAAUGCUUCGGAUGAUAUUGAGAGGGCACAUAUCUAUCACCAACUUGGAUGGUUGAAAGACGCUCAAGGUGAAUACCAACAAGCAGUUACUUUCUACAAAAAAGCACUCGAAAUCGACCGGAAAAUGCAUCCAGAAGAUGAUGCUUCAUUAGCGUUUACUUAUAAUAACAUUGGUGGAGUGUAUAACGAUAUGGGUGAAUACUCGAAAGCACUGGAAUAUUACGAAAAAUCACUCAAAAUAAGAGAAAAAGCUCUGCCUCCGACUCAUCCCGAUUUGGCUAGUUCCUACAACAAUAUCGGUCAUUUAUAUGAAGAAAUGGAAGAGUACUCAAAAGCACUUCCACUUCUAGAAAAAGCACUUGGUAUCCUUCGAAAAUCCCUUCCUCCAACACAUCCAAAUAUUAAAAACGUGUUGAAUGCUAUUGAUCGUGUGAAAGAGAAGUUGUAA